Messenger RNA from Rhincodon typus (whale shark), 1792 nucleotides. It is a transcript of the gene irx6a, whose product is annotated as iroquois homeobox 6a. Gene Ontology annotation, cellular component: nucleus. The coding region runs from base 43 to 1482 and encodes 479 amino acids. Gene Ontology annotation, biological process: regulation of transcription by RNA polymerase II; cell development; neuron differentiation. Gene Ontology annotation, molecular function: RNA polymerase II cis-regulatory region sequence-specific DNA binding; DNA-binding transcription factor activity, RNA polymerase II-specific. The transcript has 7 exons. The record is from RefSeq and is a predicted model, not a curated record. Lineage: Eukaryota; Metazoa; Chordata; Chondrichthyes; Orectolobiformes; Rhincodontidae.
CUAAGGUUUGCUCCCCAAUCUAUCAGGAAGAAAUCUUUUCCUAUGGUGGCACAGGGAGCAGUGAUGUCGUUCUCUCAAUUUGGAUAUCCAUACAACACGGCGUCCCAGUUUUUCGUGUCCGCCAGUCCCGGUACGACGUGCUGCGAAGCCGGCUCCAGACCUGUGACUGAAGGCUCCGCUGGGCCGGCCCAGGCUGCUGUUUGCUGCCCUCCCUAUGAUAACAGACUGCUGGCCAACGCUAGGACCGAGAUUAACGCGGCGGCCGCGGCCCUGGGCAUGUACAACAGCUCUCCCUUUGCAACUACAGCCAGCCCGGGCUACGGGAACUACCUUGCGUACAGUACCGACCCUUCAGCCUUGUACUCCUCCCUGAAUUCGCAGUAUGAAAUUAAAGACGGCGCUGGGAGUUUACAUUCAGGAAUUGCAGCAACAGCUACCUACUAUCCGUAUGACCACUCCUUGGGGCAGUACCAGUAUGACAGGUGCGGCACCAUGGACUUUAACAGCAACACGCGGCGUAAAAACGCGACCCGAGAAACCACGAGCACUCUGAAGACUUGGCUACACGAGCACAGGAAGAACCCUUAUCCCACCAAAGGCGAAAAGAUCAUGUUGGCCAUCAUCACCAAAAUGACUCUGACUCAAGUCUCCACUUGGUUCGCGAACGCCAGGAGGAGGCUGAAGAAAGAGAACAAGAUGACCUGGUCACCGAGGAACAAAGGGGUGGACGAGAAGAAAGAGGACUGCGAGAAAAAGGACGGGGACGAAUAUAGUGCGGAGAGCGUGGCGAAAGCUGAGAAAGAAUACAGAGAUGACAAAGAGUUGAGACUGAGUGAUCUGGACGAUUUCGACGACGAUGAAUCGGGGAAAAUGGACCAAGACAAGGCGCCAUGUGGCAUCAGUGCAAGGCAAGCCCUGGUGGAGACUGAGGGAAGUGACUGCAGCGUUUCGCCUCCAGGCAAUCCGCACACUUUCUCCUGCUCGAAGGGUGAUUCCAGCCUUGCACCCCACUUUCUAGAAACCAACAGCAAUAAGCCACCUGUUUCUACGGCAAGCACCAGUCUCCAGCAGCGCUUUGGGACAGCAGAGAAGCCGAGGAUUUGGUCUCUGGCGCAUACAGCAGCCUCCAAUACUCUGGUGGCUUGUGAGAGUGGCCAUUCCCGGACAGUUAGGUACUGCGCCGAGGUGAGGCCGAGCCAGGCCACAGUCAACCAAGUCGAUGAUAUCCUUUCUCUCCGAGACUCUUCACAUGCAGCCCACAUUCUGAGAACUUCUGCAUUCAAUUUGCAAACGCUUGUGGCCACUGGUCAGCUGCACUGUACUUCCUACCCUGCUCUAGACAACUGCCAGUAUACACCAGGGACUGAAGGAUUUUUGAGACAUGCGAAACCUAAUGUGGGAUCGGCAGAGAUGACGGAAGCAUGCCCACUGCGCCAAGAGGGGAAGAUAAGGAGAGCCUUCAGACCUGUCCUGAAGAGGUGAGGUUUGUUUAAAACAAGACGCCGUAAACCAAGUGGAUGCUGCACAACUCCUUUUAUUGUAUGCACUAGUGAUUGACAAUACACUGGAAAUGAGACAGGAUCCGUUUCUCCCGAGCACUGGAACUGACUUUCAAACCGAUUCGCUUCGAUUUAACCAGUGGCCAGUGAUUCUGAUCAAGAGAAAGCAGAAAAGGGUCGCUUCCAACGGUUUUUCCUUGCACGGACUUAUUUGUUCUAACUCGGGAAAAAAUGUACAAGAAUCAGGGGAGGCCAUUGGGCUUUUAGACGAAAUAUACCUUACAAUAAUAAUG